Gilbertella persicaria is the source of this 1637-nucleotide messenger RNA. RefSeq lists its product as uncharacterized. The record is from RefSeq and is a predicted model, not a curated record. The transcript has 8 exons. Bases 36 to 1619 code for a protein of 527 amino acids. NCBI's taxonomy places the organism in Eukaryota, Fungi, Mucoromycota, Mucoromycetes, Mucorales, Choanephoraceae. Gene Ontology annotation, biological process: carbohydrate metabolic process.
UCCUCUUUCUUUUUCCAUCAUCCCUUUUUUUCUAAAUGUAUUUUAUACCACUAUUUAUACACUCUUCUUUUCUCUUCUUUUCUUUUUUUUGUUUUGUCAUCUUUUACAUUUUACUUUUUAUGUCUAAUACUUCUUGUCCAGACUAUUCAGAAUAUGCUCGAGUCUUUCAUGGGCCAGAAAGUGGUGGUGUAUUGGGGCUUCCUUUCCAAAGACCUGUAGAAGUAUGCCGAAAGUUUACUAGUACAGUCAUAGAAUCUGUCAUUUCCAAUAUUACGUCAAAGAUUACAAAUCUAGAUUUGGCUCGAUUGUUUACCAAUACUUUUCCCAAUACCCUUGAUACUACCAUUGCUAAGACUGCUUGCUUGAAUACUCAGGAUACCUGUCUUCCAUUGUCCUAUGUGAUUACAGGUGAUAUUAAUGCGAUGUGGUUGCGUGAUUCUGCAAACCAGUUAUUACCUUACAUUGACUAUAUCAAGCAAGAUGGUAACUUAAAGCGGCUUUUCUUGGGUGCAAUCUACAUGCAAGCUCAAUUUAUCACACUUGAUCCUUAUGCCAAUGCUUUUAAGCAACCAGAAGAUAUUGACGUGCUUUCUCAACACAUUCAAUCUCCUUUAUCCAAGCGCGAUAUUGUGUUACAAGAAGGAGUGUUUGAAAACAAAUGGGAGAUUGAUUCCCUUGCUUCCUUUAUGGGAUUGUCUUACCAGUAUUGGGCAAAUACUGGUGAUGAUUCAUUUGUUAACAAUACUGUGUGGCUUGAUGCUGUUGACUCUAUUCUUGCUACAAUCAAAAUGGAACAGCAACCUACGUUUGAUACUAACACAGGUGAACCCUUGCAUCCACAAUAUACUUUUUUUCAAAAAGCUGACAGACCUACUGAAACUCAAUUCUUAAAUGGUCGUGGUCAGCCUGUAAAAUACACAGGUAUGGUCAAGAGCUUGUUUAGACCUUCAGACGACGCUACUGUCUUUCCCUUCUUUAUACCAGGAAAUGCAAUGUUAUCUGUCGAAUUAGGUCAUUUAUCACAGCUGUUGUCAUCUUCUUUUGCGCGUAAUGACAGUAAAAUUCAAAACCUGGCAACCGAAACGUCACAACUCUCUAAGGACAUUCGUGAAGCUGUGUACAAAUAUGGUCUUGUGAAACAUCCUACUUAUGGUCAAAUAUUUGCCUAUGAAGUUGAUGGCUAUGGUUCUGCUUUAAUCAUGGAUGAUGCCAAUAUACCUUCGCUUUUGUCUUUAAGCUUGAUUGGAUUCUUAGAUCAAAAUGAUACGAUUUAUCAAAACACACGAAAGCUUGUUUUAUCAAAGGACAAUCCCUAUUAUUUCUCAGGACCUCGUGGGUCAGGCAUUGGUGGACCUCACGUUGGCUUGAAUUUUGCUUGGCCAAUGUCACAAAUUGUCAGAAUCCUUACAUCUUCAGAUGACAAUGAAAUCAAACAAGCUUUGGAGAUUAUACUGAAUUCAACUGAUAAAACGGGGUUGAUUCAUGAAUCUGUCAAUGUUUAUCAUAACAACGAUAAUAAUGGCUAUACCCGUUCCUGGUUUUCAUGGGCGAAUGGCUUAUUUGGUCAAGCUAUUCUCAAGAUUAUGAAAGAAAGACCUCAUUUGCUUAUAAAUAAAUAAAGUGCAUACUAUCCAAAG